This is a messenger RNA of Meloidogyne enterolobii, 487 nucleotides long. Lineage: Eukaryota; Metazoa; Nematoda; Chromadorea; Rhabditida; Meloidogynidae. The record is from the annotation of a GenBank genome assembly.
GUAUCCUUUAAAGGUAGCUUAUCUCGGGUUUUCACAGAAAGUUGAGCGUUCAAUGGAUUCAAAAAAUUUGCAGAAUUGUCGUUAUUUUUAAUUUUUGGCAUUUUGUAUUUCUUUCUUUUUUUUCUCUUCUUCUCUCGUUUUCUCUUACUAUUCACCUUUUAAAUAUUUCUAAAAGAUAUUAACAAAAUUUUUUUAAGAAAUUUUAUUUAUUUAUUUUUUUGCUACAACUUUAAUUGCUUUUUGGAUUUAAUUGGAAGGAGAAAUGGACAAAAAAUUUGAAGAAGAACAAUUUAAGUGGCCCCGUUUGUGGUCUCCAUCAAAAUUUUCUCCAUCUCCAGCGCCUCAAUUACCCGAACAUAAAUAUAAAAUUCCAGACACUGCUCCAAAAGGAAUUUUUCAAAUUUUUGCCGAAGAGAAUCCUUACAUGGCGGCGGGAAUUGUUUUGGGAACGCUUGGAUUGAUAAUUCAAUAUUGUAGAAAAUAUUAG